AUGUCCCAUUUUGUUCCUAAAACUUUCAUAUGUACACUAUUAUUAUGUGUAGUCCUAAAUCCUUAUAAUAGUACCUCUUCCCCUAUAUGUACGGAAAACAGAAUAAAUCAUCAUGUCUUGAACAGCAAAUGUGGAGCAUCCCUGCAGGCGCCAUAUGCGUCUUUGCAGAAUAACCUACCCUAUUCCACACAAUUUAAUCAACAGAACGAUGGUCUAAAGUGUGCUGCUCCAAGUUAUUCAGACCCAGAGUAUGCCAAUCAGCAAAACUCUGUAAAAGGCAUGCCGGUGCAGAGUACGCUCGUCCACAAAAUUCAAGCCAAUGGAUUGUUGGACAACUCUACAAAAUUGCAAAAUGUGCACUUAUACAGUGGGAGCAGUAUACAACAGGGAUUGCAACCACCACCGUCCAUAGACGCAUCGAACGGAGGCGGGGGGAAACAGAGUCGAAUAAUGUCCUUGUUAAAUGAAAUAAAAGAAACAUUAUUAAUCAGACCACAAAUAAUUGAAGCAAAAUUAAAAAAAUUAGAACAAGCUUUGCUAAAUAAUAAAUUAAUAACAGAAUCCAAAUUAAAGGAAGUGAAGCAGGUCUUAUCCGAUAGGGAAAUAAUAGGAAAAAAGAAAAGGAGCGUUUUCAAAGUAUUGAAGGAAAAUUUUUUAAGCAAUCCAUCUAUACGAAAAUUAAUGCUAAAAGAAUUAGAAGACAUUUUGUUAGGAAAUGAAUUAAACACCGAAUACAUUUUAAGUGUAAUAAAUAAAAAUAAGUUUAGUAAGAGAUUGGCCUAUUUGCCUUUGUUAAAUAUAUUUGGAAGAUUCAUCGUAUCCAGAAAAUUAAUGGAUGAAUCGAAAUUAAAAGAAUUAAAAGGGGUUUUGCUGAGUGACGAACCUAUCACAGAAUCGCAAUUACAUGAUUUAAAAGUGUUGCUGGUGGAUGUAUUACAUAAUAUCACUAAUGCAGAUAAUAACGCAACAUCACAAAGUAAAGUAAGUAAUUACCACAUCAUUCGUCCUACUCCUCCGAACGUGGAUGCGUAUUAUUUUUCACAGCGGCCUUUUGAUUCCGUAAUCAAUGUGGACGCGCGAUACCCUGACCACCAUUUAUUGCAAAAUGUGCAUUCGCUCAAAAAUCGGAACGAAUUCCCUAGAAGGGAACCUUUCAAUAGUGAUGCAUUUAUAAGAAGGACGAAUUUGAAAAGGAAAGAAAAUUUAUCUCUGGAGUUAGACCGUUCCCGGAGGACAAAAAAAGAUGAACACUAUAAAAGAAAUGUGUCGCAAAAAGCAGAUUUGGUAAAAAAGAAUGAACUGUUAAAAAAGAAGGUUUUGAGGGAGGCCGAUUUUGUUCAUGAGAAUGAGCUUCUCAGAAAAAGGACGUUUUUGAAGGAGGCCGAUUUGGAGAAAGAGAAUGACCUGUUGGAAAAGAGGCUCUUGAAAAAGGACCAUUUGAUAGGGACAAGUAAUCUGAAAAGAGGUCAUACCAUUUUUCUCCCAAAAUAUGAAGACUCCAUAGAUGAAAAUCCUGCUAUAGACAGAAGGGAAAUAUUACAAAAAAAUGAGUUAAUAAAAAAAAUCCAUAUUAAAGAGGAUAUUAGGAAACCGACACCAAAGAGGGAUUCACUAGAAAAAGUUCCUGUGGAAAUCACUCCAAAAGACGACAAAUUACCAAAGAAUGAUUCUUCAGGAAAACUUCCUGUGGACAUCACCCCAAAAGACGACAAAUUACCACCAAAAAAGAAGUCUCCCUUGGAAAAAGUUCCUGUGGAAAUUACCCCAAAAGACAAAGUACCAAAGAGCCAUUCUUUGGAAAAAGUGAUUCAUGUAGGAGGAAUCACCCUAAAAGACAAGGUACCAAAGAAUGAUUCUUUAGGAAAAGUGACUCCUGUGGAAGGAAUCACCCCAAAAAGCGACAAAUUACCAAAGAACGAUUCCUUAGAAAAAGUGAUCCAUGUGGAAGGAAACACCUCAAAAGACGACAAAUUAACAAAGAGAAAUUUCGCAAAUAAAACUGACAAAAAAAAAAAAAUCGAGCAAAUCACAAAAAAGAAAAAAUGGACUAUAGAAAUACAUAUGAGUAAAAAAAAGCAAACAUAUGAAAUAAUAACGAGUAAAAAGAAAAAAAAGAAAACUGCUAUUAUAAGCACGCACAUGUGUGAAAGGAAUAAAAAAAAUGAACUUAUAGACGACACCCUCGAUUCUAAAAGUAAAGAUGAUGAUAAAAAUGUGGAAGAAGAAGAAAAAGCGGUCGCUAAGAAGAAAAAAUUCAAGGUAGAUGUACAUUUAGAAAAAAAAAAAAAGAAAAAGGGAAAACCGGUAAUUAAAAAAAAAACAUGGAUGAUUGAAGCAAUUAUGAAAAAUGUUGCCCCAAAGAAAGAGUUGGAAAUAUUAAAAGAAUUACCUGUGUCCCAUGUAAUUGAUGUGGACGUCAACGAUCCGUUAUACCGAACAAAAGAAGAAAUUCUUUUUGAAAGUAUUCUUGCGAACCCUAUAAAAGAACCUAGUAGAAAAAAAAGAAGAGCUGGACUUUUAAAGAAAUUGGCUAUUUAUGGAUUAGUACCAACACUUGCUAUAGGAGCUAUAAUAGGUUUAACAAUAGGAUAUAUUCAUGUAGCGCCCAUAGAUGUUUAUUUAGACUCUACUGCUGUAGGUGUUAAGGCAACUGUAGAUGCUGUUGUACAGGAAGCGCCUGCAAUUGCACGUAACUUUGGACUGUGCUUGGUUGAUGCAGCAAGUGAAGCAUGGACCACUUUGUUUGGGGUGUCUUCUCUUUUUCAUCCUUUUAUUUCUGCUGCAGAAUGCACAGGAAAGGCGGUAGCAAGUACCGUAUCUACCGUUACUGAAGCCGCAUUGGAGGGUGCUGCUGUAGCUACUUCAUAUGGUACAUUAUACGGUGUAUUGCAAAUAAUGUUCCCAUCAUUAAUAGCUCUUGGAGUUGCAGUCCUUAUUUAUAUUAUAUUCUUAUAUCUAGAUGAAAAAGGCAAGAUGGAAUGGUUCCACAGAUAUAGAAGGAAGUUUAUGAAAAAUUUGAAGAGGAAAUAUAAUGAAUUCAAGAUGUCCAGAAAAGGAAAAAGGAGGAGAAAGUGGUAUAGGAAAUUUCUAUCUAAAAUGGAAUACAUAAAUGAAGAACAAAAUGCAUAUCCUAACGGAGCGGUUUGCUUAAAACAUUAA
Messenger RNA from Plasmodium coatneyi, 3159 nucleotides. RefSeq lists its product as uncharacterized. Lineage: Eukaryota; Apicomplexa; Aconoidasida; Haemosporida; Plasmodiidae. Bases 1 to 3159 code for a protein of 1052 amino acids. The transcript is spliced from 3 exons. The record is from RefSeq and is a predicted model, not a curated record.